GUCGCUGUGCGCUCGUACGCAAGCCGAGGGAGCUGCGUUGCCCGGGAGCCGGCGCUCGAGCCCAGCGGGGGGUUUCAGUUUCUGGCGCGAACUUCCGCCGCUCCGAAUUUGCAAGUGAAUUGGCGCGAUGUCUGGGGAUAGCAGCGGCCGCCGGUCCAGUCGGGGCCGUGACCCGCACCGAGAUCGCACCCGCUCCCGUUCUCGCUCGCGGUCCCCACUAGUCCGCCGCAGCGUCGCGCCCGAUCGCAGGGAGGCAGCGGAGCGCCCGAGCUUGGAGGACACCGAACCGUCUGAUUCCGGGGACGAGCUAAUGGACCCGGCCUGCUUGGAGGCCGAGUAUGAUCAGGGCCUGUGCCGCCAGAUCCGCCAUCAGUACCGCGCUCUCAUCAACUCCGUCCAACAAAACCGGGAGGACAUACUGAAUGCUGGUGACAAAUUAACAGAGGUCCUUGAAGAGGCUAACACUCUGUUUAAUGAAGUAUCAAGAGCAAGAGAAGCAGUUCUAGAUGCCCAGUUUCUUGUUCUGGCUUCAGACUUGGGCAAAGAGAAAGCCAAACAGCUGCGCUCUGACCUAAGCUCAUUCGACAUGUUAAGAUACGUUGAAACUCUACUGACACAUAUGGGUGUAAAUCCACUAGAAGCUGAAGAAGUCAUCCGUGAUGAAGACAGAACUGAUAUUGAAUUAAUUGUCUAUGACUCCUGGAAAAUAUCAGGCAAAACAGCAGAAAACACCUUUAAUAAAACCCAUACAUUCCACUUUCUGUUGGGUUCAAUACACGGAGACUUUCCUGUGCCAAAGCCACGAACUGAUCGUCCAAGACAGCCUCGCAUGAUAGAAGAGAAGCGGGCAAUGCCUGCUCAGUUGAAAUGCAUGGAGGAAUCUCAUCAAGAAGCAACUGAGAAGGAAGUAGAAAGGAUCUUGGGGUUGUUGCAGACCUACUUCAGAGAAGACCCCGAUACGCCAAUGUCCUUUUUCGAUUUUGUGGUUGAUCCACAUUCUUUCCCCCGUACAGUGGAAAACAUCUUUCAUGUUUCCUUCAUUAUACGGGAUGGUUUUGCGAGAAUAAGACUUGACCAAGACCGACUACCAAUAAUAGAGCCAGUGAUUAAUGAAGAAAGUGACGGAAUUGAACAAAACACGCAAAUUAGGAGUCAAGGAAUUAUAGCCCUGAGUUACCGUGACUGGGAGGAGAUUGUGAAGACCUUUGAGAUUUCUGAGCCUGUGAUCUCUAUGAGUCAAAGCCAGCAGCGACUAAGUGCCUGAUGCCAGCUGAAGAACUGGAGGCAAUAGUGAAAUCCUGAAAAGAAGCAUAUAUUGUAUAUAUGUAUGAUUAAAUGUUUUUUAAAGAUGAAGAUUGUUUUUCGUAAAAUGUAGCUUUUGAUAGUUAAUGGAUUUGUCAUGGUUGUCUUUAAUUAAAAGGAAAUUCACUUCCAUAUUCACAAAA
This is a messenger RNA of Arvicola amphibius (Eurasian water vole), 1445 nucleotides long. It is a transcript of the gene Nsmce4a, whose product is annotated as NSE4 homolog A, SMC5-SMC6 complex component. The coding region runs from base 128 to 1264 and encodes 378 amino acids. The transcript has 11 exons. Gene Ontology annotation, cellular component: Smc5-Smc6 complex; nucleus. The record is from RefSeq and is a predicted model, not a curated record. Gene Ontology annotation, biological process: DNA repair. Lineage: Eukaryota; Metazoa; Chordata; Mammalia; Rodentia; Cricetidae.